AGAGUUCACAGUCAAGAUACCAUCAUAAUAAAAGAUGGACCUAAAAAGAGUUAAAAAUGAAGAGAAGUUGGUUCUUUGCAGGAAGUAUUAUUUAGGUGAACAUUCUGGCUAUAACAAAAACAUAAAUUAUGACAACUAAUUUUGAAUUAAUUUAAUAAAUUGUUGCUGAGACACCAUUUAAACACUAGGGAGGUAUUUGUUCAUCUUGUUUGUGUUAACUGUUGGUAACUCUUUAUUGGCAGCUGGAUUUUUCAUCCUUCCUUUUCUGUGGUUCAUCAACUGUAUUUGGUUCUUCAAUGAAGCUUUCAGGAAGCCCGAAUAUCCUGAACAAUCACAGAUUCGAACAUGUAAGUUCCAGGUUGAUUUAAAUAUUUUAAAUUUAAAGGAUCAUGUAAUUUUUUAAGGUAAUUGGGAAAAAGUUUUUUCAGAGCGCUUUUAAAUCAAAUUUAAUUUCUACCUAAAAUAGUACUUACACGAAGCUAACAAUAAAAAUUAGAAAGUGAUUCUGUUAUGAAUAAUGAUAAGAUGACAUCAGUUAAUCACUAAGGAAUUAUUAAGUAAAUUCUUCAUUCAGCACAUGUAAUCAGAGUGUUAGCAGAAAUAAGCAAUGUGUGUAGAGCAUAAAGGUGGGGAGUAAAGAACUCAAGAUAAAAAAGGUUGGGUUUAAGAAGAGAGGCACUGACGCCAAGCACAUAAGGAGAUAAUGUAAAAAUGGAACACCGUCAUUUUGUGUGACAUAUUCAUUUGUGUCAGUGCCUAAUGGCAUGGGUCAGUUACUAGUACUAAUGAAAGAAAAAUAAACUUUAAUUCCAUAGAUUGUUGAUUUCCAUUGAGUUUACUUUGGAAUCUAAUACCCGAAAAGGACAAAAUACCACAAAAUAAAUAGUUCUUCUUUUACUAAGCACCAUCUUGCUAUUUGCAUUAUAUCUUCCACUUAUUUCUCUAUUUGUUAGAUGUUAUUCGCUCAUUAAUUGGAGCUUUGGUGUGGAUGACAAUGAUCAUUGCGUGGGUGGCUGUGUUUCAAGUCAAUCGUGUUUCAUGGGGAAUAGCUGGUGAAAUGUUGACCUUUGUUUUACCCACUGGAAAAGAAUAAAGAAAACUGUCAACAGAACUUUUUCACCAACCAUAUUUCUGUAAAAUAAAUUACUUAUUUUAUGCUGUUUAAGUUUGUUUCUCCUUUUGUAAAUAGAGUUGUGUUUCCCUCUUAUUUGAUUAGAGAAAAAAUAAUUUUUUUUAAAUGAAUUAAAAAUUAAUGUGGUUUUUAUUAUAUAAUAUUAAUUUAUUUUUGUCAUAUUUUCAUUUUUUUAAAAAUUUUUUGGGGGGUUAUUGCUGCAAUCAACCUGUUUAAAAAAGUUAGGUGCAUUUUUGGGCACAAUUUUGAAUUCUUCAAGUCCUUUAAUUAUAACAUUCCAUUCUACAAUAAAUGUAAAAAGAAACAUAUUUCUAUAUCUUCACUAACUAGCGUCAUUAAAACCUAUUAUGCGUCAUUAAAUGAAAAUUAUAUAUCAUCAACUAGUACCAUCAGGCUGAUUUCAAAAGCAAAAAAAGAAGCACACUUUUCUUUCAGUUCAUAAUCCAUUUUUGAACAACCUAGUCAGAAACUGGAGUUUCUUAUUCAUCCAAUUUACCUAGAUAAGUGUGGAAUAACAGCUUUGUUGAUUAUUUUUUAAAAUUUCAUCUAAUGGUCUGAGGAAUAUUCCUCAUUAAUUCAAACAUGUAUAUACAUUUAUUUAUUUUUUAAAAUGUCAGUAUUUGUAUUCGUCAUGUUGACUUAUUGUAAACUUUUAGGCAACAAAAAUUAUGAAUCCACGAGAUAAUGCUUAUUAAUGCAAUCAGUUAAUUUUUGUUUCACUAAAUAAUUUUUAGUUUGUCACAUCCAGUUUAAUUGAAAAUUACAGUCUAAUGAAGUUUUUUAAUCACACCUUUUAAAUGCAAGCAAACUUAUUUUUUUAAAAACUAAGAUAAAUGAGCAGUUAACAGACCCAUCUCAAUGUGCUUGUUGCCAUUUAAAUGUUGAUGAAAUAAAAUAUACAACUUUUUUACUUUACGGCUUCUUCCAUUGUAAAUGAACACUUUAAAAAAUAUUAUUACAAUACAGCACAUUUAAAAAUGUGUUUUACUUGCAAAAUGUCUAAUAUGAUCUUUCUAAAAUGUUGAUUGGCCUCCCUCAGUGUACUUGACACAGGCCUCCUGUACUGUAGUGCAUAUGAUGAAUACACUAGCAGUUAGGGGACUCGUUUAAAGAGAAGAAGUAUUUUGAUCCUCUGUAAAGAAAUUGUAGAAAACCACUUUUCUUUAUAAAUUUUUACAUUUAAUAUGUCUUUAAAUGGGCCUUUUUAGAAAUUGAUUGAAAUUUACAACUUAAAAAUUGCAUAAUUCCGUUUUUUUUUUCUCCUACAUUCUAAAAUCACCGGUAAUUAGGUUGUAUAUUUGUAUUGUAUGAAUUUUACAAAAUGAUCAGGUAUUGACAUUUCUAAUGGGUGUUUUUAGAAAUUGAUUGAAUUUUCCAACUUUGAAAUAAGAAAUUAUGUAAUUUCAAACUUGUAAGUUUGUUGUUUUUUUUCAUUGGAUUUUAGAUUGUAUCUUUGUAUGAAUUUUACAAAAUGAUCAGCUAAUGGCAAUUAUAAGUAUUUUUGUCAUUACUUCAAAACUAUUUUUUAAGUUGUUGAAUUAACAUCAAUUUCUGCAUGUUUUGUUUUCAAUUAAGUUGUAGUCAAAUAUUUUCAAGGAAAGGAAUGUUGUGGAUGUAGAAGGGGAACAAAGCAUUAUUCACUAUAAAAGUUUUUAUUGAUCGAUUUUUUUUUCUAAAUUGUAAAAUUGAUAUCAAAUUGAACACACCAAAGAACUUUUGAAAACAUUUAUCUACAUGCUACAUAGUUGUACAAUUUAAAACUAAAUAUUUGAAAAUGGAUUUCAUAAAAAGGACAAUAUUUCAAUGAUAGCUCAUAAUAAUAAAUUUGUUUUUUUUGCGGCCUUUUUUUAAAUGCAUGUGAUGCCUUAUAAUGAAUUUCACUACCGUAUAGAGAAAUUUUUAAAAUUAGUUGAAAUAUUACCAAAAUCUUUAAAUUGCUUAAGAAUUUGCUUAAAAUAUAAAUAUAAUAAUAUAUUUAAAGAAUCUUUUUGGUAACCUCCGUAGAGAAGCAGCUUUGAAUGCAGCUUUUCUACAAUGAGACAGCACUCUUCAAAUGUAUGUCUAAUCCUGAAAUAAAAAAGCCCAAUAAAGCAAAAAUGUCUAACGAUUUUAAGGUG
This is a messenger RNA of Lymnaea stagnalis (great pond snail), 3249 nucleotides long. The record is from the annotation of a GenBank genome assembly. Lineage: Eukaryota; Metazoa; Mollusca; Gastropoda; Lymnaeidae.